Guyanagaster necrorhizus is the source of this 820-nucleotide messenger RNA. RefSeq lists its product as uncharacterized. NCBI's taxonomy places the organism in Eukaryota, Fungi, Basidiomycota, Agaricomycetes, Agaricales, Physalacriaceae. Bases 85 to 525 code for a protein of 146 amino acids. The transcript has 3 exons. The record is from RefSeq and is a predicted model, not a curated record.
CCUAGGUAGAGACGCCCUCUUCGCGGCGUCUCUUAAUGUUGGGAAGCUCAUACACUGUUUACAGAGGAAAUACGCAAGAAGGCGAUGGACAUAUUGGAAAUGACUGACAAUGUUAUCAAAGCCUUGACCCCAGUUUCCGAUGAGAACGACCCUGGUGUAUUUGAAAGCAAGCCUCUUCCAGACGACGACGUCAUGACCCACGUACAGACCGGCGACUCGCAAUCCCUGCUGACAAGCCAUCUCAACAGGACCACAUCCCAGGUUUUCUCCAUCGAUCCGCCGACCGAUUUCAUCUUUUCAAUGGCAAAUGCGGCGGGCGAAGAGAGGAGCAAGCAACAACUGAAGUAUUCACAGGAGCUUCUGGGUUCUGUUUUCGAGCGCGUGUCUGAAGAGAUCAAGGACACGUUCAUGAGCCUUCGUAAUAGGCAUCUGCAUGAUGGAAGUGGUCCACUCAUGGAUAUGUUUACAACGAAUGGGUAUGGCCUCGACAAUGACUUGAUGUCACCAGUAGGUCGUCGACUCUAACGUUGAUAACCGGCCCUGAUGUAUGCUGCUAACAAUAUAAAAUGUACAAUUUCUGUCCAUCUUGACUUCGGACAACGAAAUGGGGCGUUUUUCAGUACUGUUGAUAAUUCUCCGUCACAAGGUGGAAGGACGCAGUAUUGUCGCCUGAGGUGGUACCAACAGCGAGGCCCAUUUGGCAGGCAUCCGUAGAGAAUAACGCGGCAAGUAUUCGAAAUAAGACGGAAAAUUGAAGUAAACCGCGAAGAUGGCAGGAAGAGGCGAAAAGUCACUAUCGUGGUGUAUCACGUGAUAGUCG